This is a messenger RNA of Malus domestica (apple), 1024 nucleotides long. Its product is annotated as dihydrofolate reductase-like. The record is from RefSeq and is a predicted model, not a curated record. NCBI's taxonomy places the organism in Eukaryota, Viridiplantae, Streptophyta, Magnoliopsida, Rosales, Rosaceae.
UCAAUGUCAAAACUGCCCUCCAACCUGCUCCUUUUAAAUCCAGCCAAAUUCCACACGCAUUCCAUCCCUCCUCUCAGACUACCGGAGCUGCCGAGAACAACAACAAAAACCUCGUCGACCGGUCGGAAUAUUCUUCUUCUCUCUAUUCUCUCCGAAAAACAGCAGAAAACAUGGGGAGCCAAGGAAGCGGAGAAGGCGGCGGGUGUUCGAGGAAGCCCAGGUUUCUGUGCCUCCAUGGGUUCCGAACUAGCGGGGAAAUAAUGAGGAAGCAAGUGGGCAAGUGGCCGGAAUCGGUGCUGGAGAAGCUCGACAUGGUUUAUCUCGAUGGGCCCUUUCCGGCCGAAGGUAAAUCCGACGUCGACGGCAUUUUCGAUCCUCCUUAUUACGAGUGGUUCCAAUUCAACCAGGAAUUUUCAGCGUACACGAACUUUGACGAGUGUCUGGAAUACAUAGAAGAUUACAUGAUUAAACAGGGACCGUUCGAUGGCCUUGUUGGUUUUUCCCAGGGAGCAAUACUGUCGGCGGGGCUGCCGGGGCUGCAAGCGAAGGGUGUGGCAUUGACUAAAGUUCCCAAAAUUAAAUUCCUGAUAAUAAUCGGAGGGGCGAAAUUCAAGUCACCGGCGGUGGCUGAGGAUGCUUAUUCGUCUCCCAUUCAGUGCCCGUCCCUUCACUUUUUAGGAGAGAUGGAUUUCUUGAAGCCGUACGGGCUUGAACUGUUGGAACACUGUGUAGAUGCUUCGGUGAUUCAUCAUCCGAAAGGCCACACUGUUCCGAGACUUGACGAAAAGGGUUUGGAUACGAUGAUGAACUUCAUCGACAAGAUUCAGAACAUAUUGGCGGAGAAGGAUCAACAGUGACAAUAAUGUCUAAAUCUUUGCAGCGAAACAAAGUCCUACGUAUUUUUGUGGAUAUUAUAUAUUGGCCUUGAUUUCAUGCCAAAUUGGUUUCUAUGUAGAAUGUGUUGUUAUAAUUUUUAUGGAAGUGGAUCAUUGGAGUAUCCCCAUUUACAAUUUAUCUCAAAUGA